This is a messenger RNA of Pristis pectinata (smalltooth sawfish), 5151 nucleotides long. RefSeq names its product midnolin (gene midn). The record is from RefSeq and is a predicted model, not a curated record. Gene Ontology annotation, molecular function: protein binding. The transcript has 8 exons. Gene Ontology annotation, cellular component: nucleus. The coding region runs from base 864 to 2279 and encodes 471 amino acids. NCBI's taxonomy places the organism in Eukaryota, Metazoa, Chordata, Chondrichthyes, Rhinopristiformes, Pristidae.
CCCAGGUGUGACUGAGAAACUGUUUGUUAUGACACCAACUCACCACGUAAUCGCGUAACUAUGGCCUUUAUCGAAAGACUGCGAAGCGCCCAGGGCGCCACCAACUAGCACAGGGCUAGCUCCCCCCUACUCCAAUUAUACAGCAGCCAAAAGUAUUGGAUUCUGCUUGGCGGAGCAGGAACCGUGAUCUCUGGAAGAAAACCUUUGCUCGGCGGCGGCUUAAACUGUGAUUCAUUGAUGGUUCUCCCAGCUGAUGAUGUCAGCGGGGUGUUAAGGCUCCGCCUUAGUUGCUGAUCUCCGUUGAACAGUCCCUGCAUUUCAACCUCCCACCACACCCGGUUGCCGGCGUCAUAUCUACUCCUUAAAUACCAAGACCAGUCUUCAGUUGAAGGCUUCAAGCAGCAACUUCAGAACGACAGCCUUCUGCCCGAGCUUAAAGGAACUUACAAUUUGUACCUCUAACCAAGGGAACUUACUUUUGAAGUGAAGACAUUACUAAGAAUUAAAGCCAUUUAAUUAACUUGACGUUCUAUGAGGAUUAUUCUCCGGGGGAUCGCGGCAGAGUGAGCCAGAGUCCGGCUCGGAGGCAGUCAGCAGGGCUGAGAGAAGCACGGCUUAGAGCUCUGGGCAAACCACUUGUGUUUUUUUUUGUUAACCCCUGUCUGCGAGAUCUUUCGAAGACAAAAGAAAACCUCACAAGGAGAAACCCGAACACAUAUACCGCACACUUUCGCCGAUAACUAUCUCAGCAGAGAGCGCCGGGAUUUGUUUCCAUAAUAUUUAGGCUCCAUAACAUUGCAUGAUUCCUUUAAGUGUCUAAGGGACUUUCUUGUGUGACUCGAAGACCGAUCAAAGGUAAUCUAAUGGACCAUACAAGCACCAGGAGUUGCUCCCGAGCCCCAACUUGCGAGGCCCAUCAAAACGAGCCUUCAAUGCGUGUAGUCAUCAAUACGACGACCGGAGCCCAGUAUGAUCUUUCUGUUCCAGUAGACGAAACAGUAGAAGGACUCAAACGGAGGUUGUCACAGCGUUUGAAGGUUGCCAAGGAGCGUCUAGUCCUCUUGCACAAAGAAACGCGAUUAAAUUCUGGAAAACUGCAGGAUCACGGUAUUACAGAAGGAAGCAAAUUAACCCUUGUACCCACUGUAGAAGCUGGACUCAUGUCUCAAGCUUCACGGCCGGAGCAAUCAGUAAUGCAAGCUUUGGAAAGCUUAACGGAAACUCAGGUCAAUGACUUUCUGUCGGGACGGUCACCUUUGACACUCGCCCUGCGGGUUGGAGAUCACAUGAUGUUUGUUCAGCUCCAGUUGGCAGCUCAGCAGGCUGGCAGCCAGCUCCAGCACAGGCAUGUGAUAGCUAGUCGGGAGAGUAGUGGAGGGGCAGCUGCCCCCAGCUUUGCCAGUACUCAAGGACUUCACAGGCAAACUGUGGGAGCCUCAAACUGUAACCACAUCUCGGCCUGCCAGCAAGCGAUGGCGAGCCCCGCCCCUGCGGCCGCGACCACCUGCUUCAGCACAGCUCGCCCGCCCUCGGUAACGGCUGGAUCAUUUAGGUCACAUGGCGCCAGCACGUCAACAGCCAGCCAUAACAUCGCUGCUUCAUCUUGUACUGAGGGUGACUGCAGUACAAGAAACACUAGUCCAACUGCUUCAGGCAAGUCUCGGAAACCAGGUGCCAUCAUCGAGAGCUUUGUUAACCAUGCCCCUGGGGUUUUCUCAGGAACUUUCUCAGGCACUUUGCACCCAAACUGCCAGGACAGCACUGGAAGACCCCGCCGUGACAUCACCACCAUCCUGCAGAUUCUGAACGAUCUGCUGAGCGCGACCCGUCACUACCAGGGGAUGCCGCAGUCCCUGGCGCAGUUGCGUUGUCAGACACAGUGCGCACCCAGCCCGCCGUCCCCUUCGCCACCUUCCCCAGGCUGCUCCAACAAAACUACCUCCGAAGACACAGCCCAGCAACCACUGCAUUCCCUCGUCCAGUGCCAGAGCCAGAUCAGGAUGUGCAAGUCAAGUGGCGAUCGACUGAGACAGACAGAAAACCGUGCUACACGUUGCAAAGUGGAGCGCCUGCAGCUGCUGAUGCAACAGAAGAGAAUGCGUAGGAAGGCUCGGCGGGACGCCAGAGCGCCAUAUCAGUGGCUGCCUAACCGUAAGUCCAGCCGGACGAACAGCAACAGCAGCGUAUCUAGUGAUGGCAGCCUAGACUUGGACUUUGAUGACUCUGUAUGGAAGCCUGAAGUCAAAGCUGAUAUCAAGUCUGAAUUUGUUGUGGCAUAGACCUACCUGGCAAGGGGCGUAAUUUAAAAAAAAUAAGCAGGACUUCACUUUUGAUUUCAGCGACCAAAUGUACUCUGAGCAAACGUCUGGUGGUUGCAAAUGGAAUAUACAGAAGAUGGAGAGAGACUUUAAAAUGUGGUCUUCUGAAAUCAGGACUGUACAUCUGAAAAACAUUUAGUUCCCACAAAACACGAAUGCCGUCUGCAGUUCAAGGUGGAGAAAGUCACAUGAUUAAGUGGAUCUAACAAACAGUAGUUGGUGUGUCUGCAGUAACAACAAAUGGCUGCCUUACAAAAUGGUCAAUUAUGACGGAGAUCAGAGAAGAUUUGGCAUGUCAGGACAUGGGAAUGCCUUUCCUCUUGAUGAUAAAAGCUGCACAGUAAAGCUGCUUGUUGCCAUGGUUGCACUGUUUUUUUUCACGCAAAGGUAGCAGGAGCGCUGCAAUUGCAAAAGUGCCUCCUUUGCCUCAUUGAGAAGGAGGGUGGUGUAUACUUUUAUCAUAAAGGAAAGAAAUGAAGUCUUUUUAAAAAUCCAUAAAUAAUACUGUAUGUAGCAUUGUUCACCAACACUCUGAAAGCAUUUAGUUACUGAAAUUUUGCACAAUUAUUAACAGUGUGACAACAGGUAGCUUUCAUUUGAGUGAGUUUGUCCAGUGGUGACUGCACGUGUCCAUGGCGACAGGUGCCUGACCCUGUGGAAGCUAUUGACUUUGGAGACGAGAACAGUGGGUAUUGCUCUUCAUCCUAUUUAUGAUGCCCAAUGUCAAACGGGAAAGGAUUAAAUUGCUGACAUGAGUAGAACUGUUCUGGUGAGAGUGUGACGUUAAAUUUGGUCACUUUCACCCUGCUGUUUUGGGAAGGGGGCUGGGAAUCUCUACAAAGGGAGGCAGAAUAAACCUGUUUUAAUCGGUAAUUUUUCCUACACGACUGAGCCAGAUCAUUUAGAGGUACACUUGUGGUACAGUACAAGCUAAUGUAGACUGUAGAUAAAUUGCAAGAUCCAUUAUUCAAGUUAUCUCUUCUUGCUAUCUGCAAACCACAUCUUGGACUUGCCAGUGGAUGGAAGCUUUGUUUAGUGCAGUCCGAGUGAUGGACAUUGACUUAGGCCUGGGAGCAAAGGUAAUUAUAUAACGCAGGCCGUGGGGUUGACAUAAGACUUCCUACUUUGCUUGACCCAAUGUGAGUAUUAUGAUUUAGUCCAAUGGUACAAGUUUUAAUUUUCCAAGAAAAUAGGCAGAAGUCCCCACCAAUUUUUUAUAUAUAUAUAACAAAUUUUACAUGUUGAUGUGUGUGCACAGAAAGAACAGCAUGUGUAGUGGGGUGGAGUGUUUAAAUCAAAACUUGUUGCAUAAGCCUGCAUACCCCUCUAGAAAUUCAGUACCAAAAGCUAUCGGCUGUUUGAAGAAACGGCCCAGCAUUCUCAAACUGCAAAGGUUAGCUUGGUGCUCUGUAGUAGGGCCCAGUUGGAGAUGAAGUUUGAAUAUGUGGCAUUUGUUGACCACAGUGCAAAGUGCAGUGUGUGAGGUGUGUUCCUUUUAUUUUAAAAGAAUGUUUUCAAAACAAUUGGCACUAUACUUAUCUGGCAAUGUAGCCAAAUUAAAAUCUGUAUCUGAAGUACCCAAGGUCCUACUGUUGCAAUACUGUGAUGUCACAACCCAGUCUCUUCCUCACCAGUGUUAGGAACACAAGUGCCUUUUUGAUCCCAAGUCUACUUCUGUGUCCUUGGCCUCAGCUGGGAGAAUUUCCCCCUAUCCCACUCGUGCUCUUACUUACAGUCUAUGGAAAGGCCAGUGCUGCAUUCCUCCCCUCCCCACUUUUCUCUCUGUCUUCCUAUUGUCAAUGUGUUUCCCUGUCUUUGUCAUGGAAUUGAGAUUUGUUUACGCUUGCUACUGUACAAAGAAAAAUGUUAUAACACUCUACUCCAAGCUUCAUUUAGACGUAAAUAGGCUGUGCCUCCAUUACGUGUGCAGUUAAGACCCUGCAAGGCCAUUGUAGUGUAUCAAAAUGUGCCAUCUGGACCUGUCUUGUCCUGUACCUUUGUGACUAGGCACACGUUACAAUGUCCCACUUCUGUUUGUGAUCUUCCUGCUCGUAUUUACUGUAGGUUUUUUAUAUAUAAACAUAUAUAUUUAACUGACUUUGUACUGUGUGCUUUCCAUUGUGCCCCUAUCCUGGUUUUAAAGAAAAACGUAAAGAAGCAUUAAUUCACCAAUUUGUUGGUGAGGAUUAAAUGUAUGAACACCUCAUUUAAAUAUUCUGUAUUCUUGUAGCCAAUUUUAAAAAAAAAGAUACAAUGUUCUAGCUAGGCUGGUGUAGCACAAAUGUGACUGUAUUAAUUUAUAAACCAAAAUGGUGACUGUGAACUAGGUAUUUAUUUGUGCUUUUGAAAGUUUGGGGGUGGGGGGGGGAAGCGACGUCACAGUUUGAACACGGCCAGGGUUGAUGCAAUCUCCUUCAUGGAAUCUGCACCAGUUUCCAUAGUUAUAAGCAAUACAUUUCAUUGUGACUUGGAAUGGGCCUUGUAGUUCACUUGGGUUGGGGUUGGUUAAAUAUAACCAAAAUAUUAUUGUCACUUGGGAUUUUGCAUUUACCUCUGCCUUAUACACUUGGCAAGACAAGAGGGUUGACAGAUUGUCAUCCUAAGCAUUGGAAUGAAGCAGAAAACAGUAAAUUAUGUAUUGGUAUGUAGAUAAACUUACAUGCAUGUAUCAUUAGGACUUGACAAUGGUUUGUGGGACAUACAGUAAUUGGUUGUUAUGUGGUAAUCUGAACAUGUACAAACUUGUAUUAGGUUUUUGUAUAGCAUUGGAGGAAAAAAAGCAACUCCACAGGUAUAAAUAAUAAUAAAAGACCAAAUGUUGGUGAUAAACAUA